CCCAUUUCUCACUAAUGCUGGGGUUUGGAUUGCUGCGCCGCCGCCGCCGCGUUCUGUCGCUGCUGCUGGCUGCGUGUGUGCUGAUCGGCAUUGUCGUCAGCAUGAACUACAGCUUUGACUCGCUGGACGCGCGUCGGCUGCGCAACGCUGUGACUGAGCGCAAUCCAAUGCACGCUCAGCAAGCAGCACUGCAGCCAAACCGACACGGCCACGCAGGCGGGCGACACCCUGCCGACGAGCCUCGCGACGACGCCGGCAACGACAGCGACAUUGACAAUGAGACGGAGCGGGACGACGAGCGGGACGACGGACUGGUCGCGCAGCCGCCGCUGUUCGAGCCGCGGCUGUCCCAUAACGAGCGGCGCAGGCUGGCCAAGCUCGAUCUGAUCAACAAGAACAACAACAACAACAACAACAACGGGGAGCAGGUUCCGCCGCAGCUGAGGAAGGCCAACCACGGCGGUCCUGCUCGGCCGCAGCAGCAGCAGCAGGUUGAGAAGGUCAAGGCGAACGCGCUGGCCGAUCUCAAUGCACGGCUCGCCAACGCCGCCGCUGCCAAGAACAAUGAGAACCAGAACAACGAGGCUCAGGACAAGGCAGAGGGUGUCGGGCGCGAUCCGGUCCAGGGUGGCCCGCCAAACCGAUUCUCCGACGUGUGCGACCCAUGGUGCUCAAUGGAGCGGCGCGCAUACCCGCCGCCAGCAGCCCAGCCGUACUUUUUGACGGGAGUGCUGCUGAUGCGAAUUUACGACGAGGACAAGGCGGACUUGACGUUCAAGGAAAUGCUGCAAUGGAUUGCCUACAUGCAGUACGCGGGCGUCGAGCACAUUUACGUGUACGAUGCCUACUUUCAGAGCAUGCCCCACGAGAAGCAAGAGGCGCGCUUGAAACCGUACAUUGACGGCGGGUACAUUACCUACUAUGACUGGUCCCGGUACAACCCGUACUCGAUCGAUGGCACCCAGGUCCGCGCCUACCAGGACUGCCUCACCCGCCACGGCAGGGAGAGCACCUGGACGGUGGCCAUGGACAUUGACGAGUACCCGUUCGUGCUGCAGGACUUUGAGCCGGGAUUCUUUGCCCGCUACAUUCGCGAGUAUUCCAAGAAAAACCCGCACGUGUCCGAGAUUACCGCGCAAAACUUUUUAUUCCUCGAAGGACCCAUUCCCAAGGCUCAGAACGAUCUGCUCAUGGAGCGCAUUCGCCGGCGUACCCCGCACGCCCACAAUGCGCUCGUCAAGCCCACGUACCGCAACGCCGACCUUGGAGGCUGCCAGGUGCACCACAACUAUGUGCGCACGGGCAGCUCCCAGGACGCCCCGCCCAGCGAGUACCGCAUGAACCACAUGUGGGGUGCGCGCCUGCAAAACUGGAAUCCCAUCACUCCAAAGUCCAUUCUCGACAUGACGGUCGCCGACGACAGCAUGCUCGCCCUGUCUGCCCGCGUCUCUCCCUGCAUCUGCUAUCCUCGUACUGGUGUUCGGGAUGAUGUGUAGAAAAAGAGAGUGGCAAUUGAGGAAAGUGAAGAAGGGACACUCGUUUUUGCGUGCUUGUCUCUCCCGCUGUUUCGGUUUUAUUUUUUUGUUGGUGUUGUCGCUACUACAAGAUCGUUUUUUUUCUCGUUUUGUUCUGUGCGUGUGUGUAUUGACUUAUUUUAUGCGUGUCUUGUUGAUUGGUCUCUUUGAAUGAUCAUGCUGAUG
Molecule: messenger RNA, 1700 nt
Organism: Capsaspora owczarzaki ATCC 30864
Lineage: Eukaryota; Filasterea; Ministeriida; Capsasporidae
Exons: 1
Coding region: 15-1496 (493 amino acids)
Source: RefSeq, a predicted model, not a curated record